Messenger RNA from Humulus lupulus (European hop), 3137 nucleotides. RefSeq lists its product as uncharacterized. Gene Ontology annotation, biological process: L-arabinose metabolic process. The coding region runs from base 376 to 2928 and encodes 850 amino acids. Lineage: Eukaryota; Viridiplantae; Streptophyta; Magnoliopsida; Rosales; Cannabaceae. Gene Ontology annotation, molecular function: alpha-L-arabinofuranosidase activity. The record is from RefSeq and is a predicted model, not a curated record. The transcript has 11 exons.
UGGGAAGAGAAAUAUCUUAAGUAGAAGGUAAUUUUGGGUGGAAUUAAUUGAUGUUUGUGGAUAUUUUACUCUACUCAAAACCUAUUCUUAGCUUUCACGAGAGAUCUUCUCAGUGCUAAAUACAGAAACAUGCACAUGUUGUUAUAUCUCUCCUGAAGGAUCCAGUCAUAAUCAUUAGACUUGGAGUUUCUGGUUUCUAAUUAUAUAUAUAUUGAUUGUUUUCUUGCUAUUUGAUAUCGGUCCUCACUGAGUUCUGUCAGUAUGGGAAUUUGGCUUUCUGGGCAUUUGUUAAAUCAGUUGUUUUGAUUCUUGGACCUCAGUUUAUUUGAUUUUUGGCUAAGUCAAGGGAGUUUCCCACCUGGGUUUUCGGUAAAAAUGAAGAAUUUUGCAACUUUUGAGCUUUUAGUUGCGUUUAUAGUCUUUGUGCUGUCUGGGUUCUGUUCGAGUAAGGAGUGUACAAAUUCUCCUACUCAGUUCUCAUCACAUACUCUUCGAUACGAGCUUUUAAUGUCCAAGAAUGAGAGUUGGAGGGAAGAGAUGUUCUCACACGAUCAUUUGACACCAACAGACGAUUCAGCCUGGUCAAACAUGCUUCCCAGAAAGCUUUUGAGGGAAGAAGAUGAAUUUGAGUGGAUAUUGAUGUACCGGCAACUAAAAAAUUCAGGUGUUAAUGGUGGCCCAGGGAGUUUUCUCAAGGAAAUAUCUUUGCAUGAUGUGAGAUUGAAUCCUGUUUCGACACAUGGGCGGGCACAGCAAACGAAUUUGGAGUAUCUGUUGAUAUUAGAUGUGGAUAGCUUAGUUUGGAGCUUUAGAAAGACAGCAGGUUUGGCAACUCCUGGAAAUCCAUACACAGGUUGGGAGGACCCACAAACGGAGCUCCGGGGUCAUUUUGUAGGGCAUUACUUGAGUGCAACAGCACAAAUGUGGGCUAGUACUCACAAUGAUACUCUCAAAGAAAAAAUGUCUGCUGUAGUGUCCUACCUAUCUGAAUGUCAGGAGAAAUUGGGGACUGGAUAUCUUUCUGCUUUUCCAUCUGAGCUAUUUGAUCGUUUUGAGGCCAUCAAACCUGUCUGGGCUCCAUAUUACACCAUUCACAAGAUUCUAGCAGGUCUACUGGAUCAAUAUACAUUCGCUGGUAAUGAUCAAGCUUUCAAAAUGAUGACAUGGAUGGUUGAUUACUUUUACAAGCGUGUUCAGAACGUGGUCUCCCAGCACACAGUAGAAAGACACUACCGGUCACUCAAUGAAGAAACUGGUGGCAUGAACGAUGUUCUUUAUAGGCUGUACAGUAUCACGGCAAAUCCAAAGCAUUUAAUGUUGGCUCACCUGUUUGAUAAACCGUGCUUUUUAGGCUUGCUUGCAGUUCAGGCGGAUGACAUAUCUGGUUUUCAUGCUAAUACACAUAUCCCAAUUGUUAUUGGUUCUCAAUUGCGGUAUGAAAUCACUGGUGACCCAAUUUAUAAGGACAUAGGAACAUUCUUCAUGAACAUUGUGAACUCGUCUCACAGCUAUGCAACUGGAGGAACAUCAGUCGGCGAAUUCUGGUCUGAUCCCAAAAGAUUGGCAACAACUCUGCAAACUGAGAAUGAAGAGUCAUGUACAACUUACAACAUGCUAAAGGUUUCUCGCCAUCUGUUUAGGUGGACCAAAGAAAUGGCAUAUGCAGAUUACUAUGAGAGGGCUCUUACAAAUGGUGUGCUGGGAAUUCAAAGAGGAACCGACCCAGGAGUUAUGAUUUACAUGCUACCACUUGGUCGUGGAGUUUCCAAGAACAAGGGCUACCAUGGAUGGGGAAAGCCAUUCGAGUCUUUCUGGUGCUGCUAUGGAACAGGAAUAGAAUCAUUUUCAAAGCUAGGAGAUUCUAUAUAUUUUGAAGAAAAUGGAGAAGUUCCUGCUCUUUAUGUCAUCCAAUACAUACCAAGUUCACUUGACUGGAAACUCGGAAAGGUUGUGCUUAAUCAGAAAGUUGAUAAUGUUAAAUCAUGGGAUCCUUACCUUCGAGUGACUUUCACAGUUUCUUCCGGGGAGUCAGGAAAAUCUUUGACAUUAAAAUUGCGAGUGCCAAGCUGGACGCACUUAAGUGGUGCAAAGGCAACUUUAAAUGCUAAAGAAAUUUCUCUACCAGCUCCAGGUAAUUUUCUGUCAAUCACUAAGAAUUGGAGCCCUGGUGACGUAGUAACACUUCAGCUACCAAUUACUAUAAGAACAGAUCCCAUUAAAGACGACCGGCCUGAGUAUGCUUCAAUACAGGCAAUUCUUUAUGGCCCUUAUCUGCUUGUAGCUCAUAGCGGUGGUGAUUGGAACAUAAAAACUGGAUCAGCUAGCUCUCCUUCAGAUUGGAUAACUCCAAUCCCUUCAUCUCACAAUGAUCAACUGGUGUCCUUCUCCCAAGACCAUGAAACCUCAACAUUCGUCUUAACAAACUCAAACAAAGCAAUCACUAUGGAAAAGCUUCCUGAAACUGGCACCGAUUCUGCUCUUAAAGCCACUUUCAGACUCAUCUUAAAUGACAUCUCUGGCAAAUCAGUGAUGCUGGAGCCAUUUGAUCAUCCGGGCAUGGUUGUAGUGCAGCAAGGAGAAGACAACGACCUUACGGUGGCUGAUGCCUCCAACGAUAAAGGUUCUUCAUCGCUUUUCCACGUUGUUUCUGGAUUGGACGGAAGGAGUGAGACGGUAUCCUUGGAAUCAGAAAGCAAGAAAGGUUGCUUUGUGUAUAGUGCGAGCAAUGAGGCUGGUGGGAGAUUGAAGCUAGGCUGCAACUUGAAGUCAUCAUCGAGUGCUGCGGCCAGCUUUGCAAUGAAGAAAGGACUCACUGAGUAUCAUCCUAUCAGCUUUGUGGCUAAAGGGGCAUCAAGGAAUUUCCUACUAUCUCCAUUGUUUAGCUUUAGAGAUGAAUCUUACACUGUUUAUUUCAACAUCACAGCUUAGAUCAUAAUAAACUAAAGAACUAGCCACUGUAGGCAGUUGUUUAUUGAAACCCUUCAUAUAACUUUCUCAAAAAGUACACAUGAGAAUCAGAUGAUAUAUUUGAAGCCUCAUUUGUAUGUAUGGAGAGAGUCCUGUCCUUUUAUUGUAACUGGUAUUUUCAGUCGUGAAUAUACAUAUAUAUAUAUAUACAUAAAUUAUAUAUACAAAUA